UAAGAACGUGCAGUACCGGUAGCUGUUCACUAGAUGGUACUAUUGUAAGUAGACGUUUUAAGCCCCGUUGUCAUAGUGACAGUUACUGCUACUGAAACAAGGCCCUAUAUCGUGUUGCAGCCUGAGCACUGGGACGGUUUUCAGAAAUAGUUGUCAAAAAAGGUACAUACUUGAUGGAUUACAGUUCACCAGUUGUGGAGCAACAUGAGCUGGCAAACACCCUUAGUGCCAGCCCAGAGGCACUUGAAUUUCUUUACAGUAUUGGUCGGGAAGAGCUGGAUCUGUGCAUGUUCUCCGAUUCUUUAGUUUCUGUAUCAGAUUCUGGAAAGGACUUGGGGUCAUUCACAGUAAAUGUGCAGCCUGCCUACUAUGAAUUGGAAGGGGCUGAGGAACAGAAAUGCUUUCUUGUGCACGCUACCAGCCAAUGCACCGUCAAUGACACCCCCUGUGGAACCUCCAUCUUUGCUUACAUCUCACAUACGUUUGAAACACUGGAACAGCAUCACCAUGAGUCUUUAAAGCUGAAAGGACAUACAGUGGAUAAGAAGGUUCAUGUGAUACAAAAGGAUGAUAAGCUAAUUAUUAAUAAGACCAUAACUGAAGGAGAGAGAGUACAGAAGGAAACAAUUUCUCAUGACUUAAGUAAGAUGACAGGGUUAAUCUUGGAAGCCUCUAACUUGCUGGUCAUGCGACUUCUGGCUAGAAGGAAAAUUCCACAACAGAUGGUCUUUUUGACUUUUGAUGACGAGACAAACUUGUCUACUUCUACCUACAGAGAGCUGGGAAUGUGUACGCAAGUUAUUGGAAAAGAAGUUACAGAAGUUUAUGGCAUAGAAAGAACAAUUCAGUCUGAAGACAUUCUCACCGCAUGGCAGUGUUACUUCUUGAAUGACGGGCAUUUAGCUAGUCGAGUCCAGAUUGGAUCCCCCAUUAUUAUGAAGCUUACACAACUUCCGAUAUUAGCUGAAGCAGACGAAGCUGAUCCUAAACCUGUUUUUGGAAAGAAGGUCCUAGACUGGGAGGAGGACAUGCAAUUGCAUUCAGAAUUUUUAGGCAGAAAGGAAGAGCUUAUCUCAGACCACACAACGUACCUUCACCAACAUCCUGAAAUGAAGAUACUCCUGGCUGAUUUUAUGCAAUUCUUGCUUCUGCGGAAACCUGACGAUGUAGUUUCUUUUGCUGCAGAUUUUUUUGGAUCAUUCUCAUCAAUAAAGGAGAGAGAAGACACCUUCCGUUCUUCCCAUCUGUCUAGCCCAUUUCACAACCAUAAAAGACACUGCAAUCAGGAGUAAAUUUGAAUUACUCGUCUAUAUAAAGUCUUUUCCAAUGCAUUCCAGAGCUGCAAAUUGUCAUACAAUGUUCAUUAUCUCUAAAAGGGAGCAACAAAAAGACAAUAUUCUAUUUCUUUAUUUUAAAUAAAAAGCCCAAAAAUCAAAAGAAAAAACAUAUUUCAGACA
Messenger RNA from Bombina bombina (fire-bellied toad), 1457 nucleotides. It is a transcript of the gene CATIP, whose product is annotated as ciliogenesis associated TTC17 interacting protein. The transcript has 10 exons. Gene Ontology annotation, biological process: actin filament polymerization; cilium organization. The record is from RefSeq and is a predicted model, not a curated record. Lineage: Eukaryota; Metazoa; Chordata; Amphibia; Anura; Bombinatoridae. Bases 174 to 1292 code for a protein of 372 amino acids.